AUGGCCGCCACUAUCGCCACUGCCACCUCCGAUCACCACCGCCGUCGCCACCCACCUCCGCCAUCGCUAUCAACCACCACCACCCACUGCUACCACCUGCCACCACCGUCGCCACCGUCGCCACCGCUACCACCUCUGACCACCGCUGCCACCCACCUUUGCCGUCACCCACCACCGCUGCUGUCACCACUCAUCGUCGUCUCCACUAGCCGCCAUCUCCACCCACCACUACCGCCGCCGCUACAACUGCCACCUAUCACCACCCACCAUCGUCGCCCAUGA
Helianthus annuus (common sunflower) is the source of this 282-nucleotide messenger RNA. Its product is annotated as formin-like protein 14. The transcript has a single exon. The record is from RefSeq and is a predicted model, not a curated record. NCBI's taxonomy places the organism in Eukaryota, Viridiplantae, Streptophyta, Magnoliopsida, Asterales, Asteraceae. Bases 1 to 282 code for a protein of 93 amino acids.